Triplophysa dalaica is the source of this 6074-nucleotide messenger RNA. RefSeq names its product myomesin 2a (gene myom2a). NCBI's taxonomy places the organism in Eukaryota, Metazoa, Chordata, Actinopteri, Cypriniformes, Nemacheilidae. Gene Ontology annotation, molecular function: protein binding. The coding region runs from base 1113 to 5675 and encodes 1520 amino acids. The transcript has 38 exons. The record is from RefSeq and is a predicted model, not a curated record.
GUUUGGGAAACUUCUUCCCAAUGAAAUUGAUUUCACUUUCAUCUGAAUAUUUUCUUGAGAAAUGUAAAUAAAUGUAUGAAUCUCAAGGGGAAGGCUGUCCACGCCCUGUGCUGAUAUUGACAUGGCUUGUGACGGUUAAGGAUAUUUUUUUAAAGUUUGUGGUUACUUUAAAGUGCUGUUUUUCUUUAAGUGGUAGUUACCCAUUUGCCGAAUUGGUUGUGUUUCUGGUUAAUAUCCAGCUAAAUGUAAAAACUUGCACAAAUCCUUUAGUUUGUAUUCACAUGAGACUUAAUCACAAUAGGUCAAAGGUCAGCUAUGAAGGUUUUUGCUAAGAUCCUUUUGCAUAAUUUAUCUGCCACUAGGACUUUUGUACCAUUGAGAUAUGUGUGUGUCUGUGUCCAUGAGUUAUUCAGGGGUCAGCUUUGUACUUUCUCUCUGUAAUGUGAUGCAUUUGAGCUCCUGGUGCUGCUGAUGGAUUGGAAUGUGAAGAAGCAGUAAUGGUGCUAUUUCACUAUGUUAUGGAUAAAUGACAGUAAAUGACAAGGACAAAAAAAUCUAAGAUUUACUGUAUUUGUAACUGCAUUUUCAAAUCUCCAUCUUGAUUUAUUUUGGUGGAAAUUUUGGUCUUAAUAGUGGACAUUUUAUAAGUGGCAAAGGUUUUAUUUCAUCAGUUUAAUACAUGUAUAGAUGGUUUCAACGGCAACUACAUAAACAAACGUUUUGUGGCCCAAACUUUACUUCCGGUGCACCUCCGCAAAGAAUUAAUAUCUGUUGAGUGGUUUUAAUUGAAUUAAAUACAAUUAAUAUACAAUAUAAUAUUAAUAUAAAUUAAAUAUAGCAUAAAGCAUUAUAUCAUAACCAAACACACACCGGAAGUUAACUUCAGGCCGGUUGAGAGCGUCCGAUGAAACCGUCUGAUUUGAUGAUGGUAGUUAACAUGGUAAAGGCAGUUUGCUUAUAUAUAUUAUUGCUUUUUCUAUUUAUGCGAAUAUUUUUACAUGAUUUUGAAGAUUUUCUAACAUUUCUAAUGCAACUAUUCUACAUAGCAUUCUUAAGUAUACAUUUUAUCCAGCAAACUUUUAGAGGUGGUCAGAUUAAAUGCCCGUUGGGCCAUGGUGUGGCCAUUAGGUUUGCUUUUUCAGAGUGUUCCCGACAUGCCUGCGAAGGGCGUAACACUUUAUCGGCAGGAGCAAAAGCAACAUCAAAGCUCCAAACGUGUUGUUCAGCACUCCUCAACCAGGUGUUCCAGCUGUCAGUUGGUGAUAAAGGAGCAGGUCCAGGCCUCUGAGGCUAUGGCAGAACCAGCCUACACAGUGCCAACCUUCAGGGAGAGGGCUCCUGAGGGCAUGCAGGAGUAUCAGAGGAUGUCCGCUCACUUUGGAAGAGACCUGGUCCAAAUCCAACAAGAGCUGCACAGAAUGAAAGUGGUCACAAAACAGCAAGUGGAAAACAUUGAGAUUACUAGACAGGUUAGGGGAAUGAUGCAAGUCAGGAAGGAUUUUCUUGCUGAGGUUCCCAGAGCACCAGACUUUCUAGUCAGUCUGAGACCUCACACUGUUUGGGAGAAGACCCCGGUGAAGUUGUUCUGCACUGUGUCCGGCCAGCCGGUCCCUAUUGUCAAAUGGUAUAAGAAUAAUGUUGCUAUUGAGCCUUUGAGCACCCCUGGAAAGUACAAGAUUGAGAACAAGUAUGGAGUUCAUAGUCUGAUCAUUAGCAGAUGUGGACUGAGUGAUUCUGGAACGUACAGUGCUGUGGCUACCAAUCCCCAUGGAAAGGUCAUCUCAAAGGCUACUGUCUGUGUCAGGAGGGCACAAGGAGGAGGAGAGCUCGCCCAUCUGCCAGGACUAGUCCCUCUGCUCAGUGGCUUUCAUGCCAGUAAACUGGAAGUGACUCUGCUGGACAAGUUUAGAGUGACUUUUGGUACCGAGGGAGAAUCUAUUAGUCUGAUGUGCACCAUGGUUGUGGUGCCUGAUCUGCCAAACCUGCCACCAGAGGCCAUGUGGUACAGAGACGAUACUUUGUUAACACCAUCCAGGUGGGCCGAAAUGUCUAUUGGUGGUGGCGUCGCCAAGCUCACGUUUCCACACCUGAACAAGGACGAUGAGGGCCUAUACACCCUUCGCAUUUGGACCAAGGAAGGAACCACUGAACACAGUGCUUACAUGUUUGUUAAAGAUGCCACGCCCACAGUGUCCGGUGCCCCUGGAGCCCCCAUGGAUGUCGUUGCCUCUGAUGUCAAUGCUGAUUAUGUCCUGAUCUCCUGGAAAACUCCUAACACCACCCAUGAGGCUCCGAUCGUUGGCUACUUUGUGGACAGACGUAAGUCUGGAACUAAAGACUGGGUCCAGUGUAAUGACUCCCCUGUGAAAAUUUGCAAGCUGCCCGUCCAUGGCCUGACUGAAGGUGCAUCCUACCACUUCAGAGUGAGAGCUGUGAACAAAACUGGCAUCAGUCUGGCCUCUAGGAUGUCCUCUGGAGUGAUCGCUGGAGAACUGGAGAGUGAUGUGGAAGUGGUUAAAAUCGAAGGGAAAUAUGACAUUGUGAUUCGACAGGAGGAUCUACAAGGAGUGUAUGUUACAAUACCAGAACAACCCACCAAUGUGCAUGCUACAGAAAUAAACAAAACAUACAUUGUUCUGAGUUGGACCCCACCGAGCCCUCGUGGACGGGCACCAGUGUGGUACCUCAUUGAGAAGUAUGUAGGUGACAGUCACCUCUGGCAGAGAGUCAACACCGCCGUCCAGCUACGCUCUCCUCGGUACCCUGUUUUCGAUAUGGAGGAUGGGAAAUCUUACCGUUUCCGCGUAAUCACUGUCAACAAGUAUGGCUCAAGUGAGCCGUCAGAACCCACAGAUCCCAUCCAAAAGGUGGACCCUCAUGGUAUUGUUACAAACAUUGGUGUCCCAUCUGCCCCAGGACAGGUGAUCGCUUCCAGAAACACUAAAACCUCUGCUUUCGUGAAGUGGGAGGCUCCCAAACACCCCAACAACCUCAUGGGUUACUAUGUGGACGCCUCCGUGGUCGGCUCCAAGACCUGGUUCCCUUGUAACCACAGGCCUUACAAACACACCAGGUUUGUGGUCCACGGUUUGGUCCCAGGUGAUACCUACGUUUUUCGUGUGCAAGCUGUGAAUGCUUAUGGACUGAGCGAAGAGUCGCAGGAAUCUGAACCACUCUUCAUCGAUGCUGCACUCAAGAGGCCAGUGGAGUACGCCACCCCCUCCGCUCCAUACGGCAUUUGUCUUCUGAGCUGUGACGGAUCCUCUAUGACUCUGGCCUGGAAACGCCCCAAACACACGGGAGGCACCAAGAUCACAUCUUAUUACCUGGACAAGCGCGAAGCAGGAUUAAUAAACUGGAAGGAGGUCAGCCCCAGCCCAGCCGUCCACAGGAUCUUUACGGUGGAAAAUCUGACUGGUGGAGUUUUCUAUGAGUUUAAGGUUCAGGCUGCUAACUUGGCUGGAGUUGGCUUGCCGUCUGAUCCCAGCAAAGCUUUUGCCUGCGAGGCCUGGACAAUGCCUGAACCCGGUCCAGCGUAUGACAUCAGUUUCUGGGAGGUGCGUGAUACCUCUCUCCUGGUACAGUGGAAGGCACCCGUGUACGCUGGAGAGAGUACUGUCACUGGAUACUUUGUGGACAUGGCUAAGAACGGCUCAUCGGAUUUUGUCACUGUUAACGCUGAGCCUGUUGGCCAUUGUUACCUGAGGGUAACUGAACUGGAGGCUGGGCAAUCAUAUGUGUUUAAACUGCGAGCUGUGAAUGCUAAAGGUGUCGGUAAAGUCUCCGAUUUGUCUGAUCCUGUAUGUGCAAAAGCACUGCCAGGUACUAAGGAAAUUGUGUGUGGCGUGGAUGAAGAAACUGGAGACAUUUUCCUCAAAUUUGAAGCUUGUGAGGUUUCUGAGACCUCCAAGUUCACUUGGUCGAAGUCCUACAAGGAAGUCACUGAAUCAAACAGAGUCACCAUCACAUCUUCUGGAAGACAAUCAAGGAUGACAUUUGUAAACGCUGAGAAGGAAGAUCUGGGCACCUACUCUGUGGCAGUGACUGAUACCGAAGGAGUUUCAUCCAGUUACACCAUAAAUGAAGAAGAACUCAAAAAAGUGCUUGAGUUGAGCUACAACAUCAGACACCCCAUCGUUCCAUUGAAGACGGAGCUGAAUUAUGAGAUUCUGGAGAAGGGUCAUGUGCGUUUUUGGGUGCAGGCAUUGAAGCUGUCGACCUCUGCAAACCACAGGUUCAUCGUCAACGAUAAAGCCAUUUCGAGCACUGAGGGAUUCAAAAUCAGCCAUGAUGUUAACACUGGAAUCAUCCAGAUGACCAUUGAACACUUCACCAAGGCCAAUGAAGGCACAUACACCAUUCAGAUCCACGAUGGCAAAGCCAAGAGUCAAAGCUCACUGGUUCUGGUGGGAGAUGCAUUCAAAGUUGCUCUGAAGGAAGCUGAGUUCCAGAGAAAAGAACACAUCAGAAAACAAGGUCCUCACUUCUCCGAGUACCUGACUUUCCAUGUGACGGAUGACUGCACGGUUAUGCUUGUCGGCAAGCUGGCCAAUGUGAAGAAAGAGACAACAUUCGCCUGGUUUAAAGAUGAUGAAGAAAUUACACUUGAUGUUCCACCCAACCCAAUGUCUGGAUCUUGUGCCCUUCCUAUCCCUAUGUUCUCAAGAAAAGAUCAAGGAAUUUACAAAGCUGUACUGGGUGAUGAUCGUGGAAAAGAUACUUCUGUAUAUGAUAUUUCUGGCAAAGUGUUUGAAGACAUCAUCAAUGCCGUUGCUAGUAUUGCUGGUUCCUCUGCAUCUGAAUUGGUUCUUCAGUGCACACCAGAGGGUAUCAGACUGCAAUGCUACAUGAAGUACUACACAGAGGAGAUGAAAACCAGCUGGUUUCAUAAAGAGAGUAAGAUCUCCUCCUCAGAGAAGAUGAGAAUUGGAGGUACAUCUGAAAUGGCCUGGAUGCAGAUCUGUGAGCCCACAGAUAAGGAAAAGGGUCAUUACACCAUUGAGGUCCAUGAUGGCAAAACAUCACACUCUCGCACCUUUGACCUUUCUGGACAAGCAUACACUGAUGCUUAUGCAGAGUUCCAAAGACUCAAGGCUGCUGCCUUUGCCGAGAAGAAUCGUGGCAGGGUGGUAGGUGGUCUCCCAGAUGUUGUCACUAUUAUGGAGAAGAAGACCCUAAGUCUUACUUGUACAGUGUGGGGUGACCCCAGUCCAGAGGUCACCUGGUUUAAGAAUGAGCAAGAAGUUUUGUCCGAGGACCGCUACAAGAUCACCUUUGAGAGCGGCAAAUUCGCCAGCCUCACCAUCAACACCGUGACCGUGGAUGACUCUGGAAAAUUCAGCAUCAACGUAAGGAACAAAUACGGAGGUGAAUUCGUUGAGAUCACAGUCAGUGUCUACAAACAAGGCGAUGAUAUUCCUGAGCCUAAACUGGGACAGAUGUCCAGAUCCGCUCCACAGGCAGCAAAGACCCCGACUCCUCAAACUCCUACGCCCUCCAUUAAGUCCCCAACCCCUACUCCACCUCCCUCUGUGAAGUCCCCAACUCCAUCUCCAGCUCCCUCUGUGAAGUCCCCAACUCCAUCUCCAGCUCCCAAAUCUCCAACCCCACCGAGAUCCAUGAGAUCCCCCACUCCACCAAGAUCUGUGAGAUCUCCCACUCCUACUAAGAAAUAAACUGGCUAAUUGCAUCUACAAACUUGUGAGGCAUUGGUAGAGUUGAUGUAUAGUGUUUAAAAACAAUACAACUUUUAGUUUGCUGCUUUUUUGCUGCACUGCAAGUCAGUAUGAGUCACCAGUACAGUAAAGAGUUUAUAGAUACUUGUCAUAAACAGAAGAUUAAUUUAAGUAAAGAUCAACUUUAAACUCAAGACUACGCCUCCAAUGUACCAGUUCAUCUCUAAAAAUGAGGAAAUCAAUUGGAAGUUUGUGUUAUACGUGUUGCUUUCUCAUCAAAAAGAUGAGAGAUGUGUUGUUGGGUCAGUCAGAAUGAUCGAAAAAGGCCAUCACUGUCUAACCUGUCAUUGUUCUGUACCCCCAAAUAAAAAAGCAGUCUCCUCUGCGGAGUGAAUCUUA